GUUUACCGACUGGAUACACCCAAAAGGUGUAUGUAUAAAAGAGGACUUUCAUCAUUCAUGUCAGUUCAAAGGAACUCAGAACAGUCAAAAUGGUGAAUUAUAAAGUGACUGUUUCCACCUCCGGACCUCUCAAUGGCACAACUAUGAACAACAUCUUUAUUAAGCUGGUGGGCACAGAUGGGGAAAGUGAUCGCACAUGGCUCUGCAACUUCACCGGGCCAUUAGCUUUCAUCGCUGGACAAGCUUCCAGUUUUAACGUCUCCUGUCGUGUCUCUAUUGGAAAGCUGAUUCUGAUAGAGCUCGACAAACAGGGUCUCCCACUGAUCCCUCAAGACAGUUGGUUCCCUGCCAAAGUUAAAGUGGAAUCUCCUGAGGGAGACACUUACAACUUUCCCAUCUACCGCUGGAUCACAGACAGCGAGAUCAAACGCUUCAGAGAAGGAACAGCUCUGAGAGUGUUUGAAGACAGCCAUCAUCUUGGCAGGUACAGUCGGGAGCAGGCGCUGAAACAGCGAGAGAAAGACUAUCGCUGGGAUGUGUAUGCAGAGGGAUUACCCCACAAGAUGAAGGUAGAAGGUCCUCUUUCUCUGCCUUGUGAGGUCCGCUUCUCCUUCACCAAGACCACAGAGUUUGGAUUCACAGCAUUAACUGGGCUGGCUGAGUUGGGACUAAAGGGACUCUCUGAUUCCAAGAAGAACUGGACUAAUUUGGAUGAUCUCAACCGUGUGUUCUGCAACAAGCGGACUCACAUAUCAGAAUAUGUACAGGAACAUUGGAAGGAGGACACUUUCUUUGGCUACCAAUACCUAAAUGGUAUCAACCCCAUGUUGAUCCGACGUUGUACAACACUGCCCGAAAACUUUCCUGUCACUGAUGAGAUGCUCUUCCCUGAUGGUCAGAGUAGUUUGGCAGAUGAAAUGAAGAAUGGCAACAUAUUCCUGUUAGACUACAAACGUUUGGAUGGACUGAAAGCAAAUAUGAUCAAUGGGAAGCAGCAGUACUUGAUGGCUCCCCUUGUCCUGCUCCAGAAAACACCUGAUGAUAAGCUGAUACCGAUUGCCAUUCAGCUGAAGCAGACUCCAGCAGAUGACAACCCCAUCUUCCUUCCUACUGACUCUGAGUACGACUGGCUAACAGCCAAGAUAUUUGUGAGAAGUGCAGAUUUCAGCGAGCAUCAACUAAAUGUUCACCUGCUGCGCACUCAUCUGCUGGCUGAGGUUUUUGCUGUGUCACUGCUGCGCAACGUGCCCAUGGUGCAUCCACUCUACAAGCUCCUCAUACCUCACACUCGCUACACUAUACAGAUCAACUUCUUAGCUCGACUUGCUCUAAUAUCUCCAAGUGGAGUUUUCACAAAGUUUGCAGCAUCUGGUGGCGAGGCGAUGGUCACAAUCCUGAAGAGAUCCUUGUCCUCAAUGACCUACAGCUCCCUCUGCAUGCCGGAAGACAUUGCUGAGCGUGGGAUGGAGGAUGUGCCGAACUACUACUACAGGGAUGACGGACUGAAGCUUUGGGAUAUCAUUCAGAGGUUUGUGGAGGGAGUGCUCAGCUUCUACUACAAGAGUGAUGAGGAGGUCCAGAAAGACUCUGAACUACAGAAGUGGAUUUCUGACAUUUUUGAACAUGGAUUCCUUUCACAAGAAAACACAGGAAUUCCCCAGAGCUUUACCUCUGUGGCUGAGUUGGUCAAGUUUGUCACCAUGGUGAUCUUCACUGGCUCAGGACAGCACUCAGCUGUGAACACUGGACAGUUUGACUAUGGUGGCUGGAUGCCCAACACUCCCAUCUCCCUGCAACUUCCUCCACCAACCACAAAGGGGACAACAAGCGAGGCCACGAUGCUGAACACACUGCCUGACAUUGGUACAUCAGCUCAGGGAAUGGCCACCGUAUGGCUGCUCAGCAAGCCUUCAUCUGACUUCGUCCCUCUCGGCCAGUUCCCAGAGGAGCAUUUCAGUGAGGAGAAUCCUUGGGAGCUGAUAAAGGAUUUUCAAGGAGAGCUUGAAGUGUUGACUACAGUCAUCAGUGUCAGAAACAGGAAGCUGGAGAUCCCAUACACAUACAUGGAUCCAGCGGUGAUAGAAAACAGCGUGGCCAUUUGAAUGUCAGAAGGUGUGAGCUACUCAUCAUCUGCUGACCAGAUUGAGCUUAAUAAUAACGAAAGAGAGAAAGGGAAGAGGCACAUUUUCAGUUUUAAAUGUUUUAACUAUAGUGUGCUGUCAAUCAAAUAAAAAAAAAGAAUUGCAUUUAUCACAAUAAUUAUCUGUGAUUUAUCACGUUUAAUCACAAGUUUAAAAUACUAGUGUUAGUAAAGAAAUGCAAUAAAGAAAUGCAGAACAAGCUGA
Messenger RNA from Trematomus bernacchii (emerald rockcod), 2345 nucleotides. Its product is annotated as hydroperoxide isomerase ALOXE3-like. The record is from RefSeq and is a predicted model, not a curated record. The transcript has 15 exons. The coding region runs from base 90 to 2102 and encodes 670 amino acids. Gene Ontology annotation, molecular function: oxidoreductase activity, acting on single donors with incorporation of molecular oxygen, incorporation of two atoms of oxygen; protein binding; iron ion binding. Gene Ontology annotation, biological process: lipid oxidation; linoleic acid metabolic process. Lineage: Eukaryota; Metazoa; Chordata; Actinopteri; Perciformes; Nototheniidae.